AUGGGUUUAGACUUGGCACCAAUGGCCGACACUUGUUGCGGCAAUGUCAUCAAGAAGGUCUUUGCUAACCAACCAGACGAUGCAGUUAACAUCCACCAUCAAUGCUUCAAGUGUCCAGACCUCCCAGAGAACACUUGGAGAUUAUUCUAUCUUGCCAAUAAUAGCACAUGGUUCACAAUGAUCACCGUUGUCACUCGCCCAACUUUCAAAACAUACCAUGUUGCCCUCGACCAAGAUGAUCCCUUCGUCCCAAUGAAGAACUUCAAUGGUACCACAGAGACCAUUUGGGGCUAUGUUGACAUUGACCUUACGGGAGCCAAAAAUGCAGACGUCACCUUCUCUCGCUCAAAGCAAGCUGGAAAGAUCAAUGACUAUGCCGUCCAUAGGAUUCCAAGUGAGAACUUUGACAAAGUCAGGCGUAAGGCCUGGGUCAUCUACCAGGGCUCAGAGUAUGCCGACCAGACACUGUGGAUCAAUCCAACUGACCUCUUGGCCUCACAUCCCAGCCUAAAUCCACAAGUUGGCCGCUGGAACUUGAAUGGAACAGGUGAUCUUAUGCGGGCCUAUGACGCCAAUCAAUAUAGAAUGAAGAAUAGAUAA
Acytostelium subglobosum LB1 is the source of this 600-nucleotide messenger RNA. RefSeq lists its product as hypothetical. The transcript is spliced from 2 exons. Bases 1 to 600 code for a protein of 199 amino acids. The record is from RefSeq and is a predicted model, not a curated record. Lineage: Eukaryota; Evosea; Eumycetozoa; Acytosteliales; Acytosteliaceae.